This is a messenger RNA of Cyprinus carpio (common carp), 3289 nucleotides long. RefSeq names its product Ras association domain family member 10b. The record is from RefSeq and is a predicted model, not a curated record. NCBI's taxonomy places the organism in Eukaryota, Metazoa, Chordata, Actinopteri, Cypriniformes, Cyprinidae. Gene Ontology annotation, biological process: signal transduction.
GUGGCGGCGUUGUAGGUCACAUGAUCAGUGUAGUGCACCCGCAGCAGCAGCGCUGUCCCGUCUGCGCUCAUUCACUUACAGAGACAGAGAAACACAUGAGGACUGCCAAACCUGCCAACACUGGACUAUGACGAACUCCUUGAUUCUUUUACGGGCCGAAUCAACAGCAUUCCGACUGUUUUAUUGUUUCAUUACUGAGGAUUAACCCUUAAGAUUUAAUAGAAUAUUUCUAUUUUUAUAAUAGUUUUCACGUCACCUGAAUAAUUUCCUGCACCGGGAAACUUUUAGAGACUUGCCGGGACAGUGACUAUCGCUCUGAGAGAUGGAGGCAGAGGAGAAUAAAAUUUCAGUGUGGGUUUGUCGCGAGGAGAAGCUCGUCUCGGGCUUGUCGAAGCGCACGAGCUGCGCGGAUGUGAUCCGGGUGUUACUGGGGGAGCAGAACCUGGAGCAGCGCGUGUCCCUCUCGGGCUCUCCUCAGUCCUACUGCAUCGUGGAAAAAUGGAGAGGAUUUGAACGGAUUUUACCAAACAAAACCAAGAUAUUGCGACUGUGGAGCGCGUGGGGAGAGGAACAAGAAAACGUCCGGUUCGUGUUGGUGAAAAACGAGGCGUCUUUACCCAGCAACGGGCCGCGGAGCGCAGAGGCGCGCGUCGUUCUCAGCAAAGAGAGCCCGUGUGUCUACAAGGGGACCGCCAGAGUGACCAUGGCUCUGUCACAGGAGAAACAGAGACGGAUAGUCAGGAAAGCGUUCAGAAAGUUGGAUAAAAUCAAUAAGAAAAGGGCGCAGGCUGCGCCUAAAGAUUCCUCAUCCAUGGAGAAGAUGGAGACCCUUGUGCACCUGGUCGUUUCUCAAGAUCACACCAUCCGCCAGCAGAUUGAGAGGAUAAAAGAGCUCGACAGGGAAAUAGAAAGGUAUGAGGCCAAAGUUCAUUUUGAUAGAAUGAAGAUGCAUGGGAUCAACUACGUCCAGGAUACGUAUUUAGUGGACGCCAACCCUGAUAAAGUUAGUGAGGGGGACAAAACGAGCCCAGAAGCAGAUCUCGCCCAGUUUGAGGAAUAUGUUCAGAGAUGCGAGGAGGUCAUCAAACUGCAGGAAGAACUGUCUAAACACGAGGCCCUCAUGGAGAGCAUUACAACUGAGAUUCAAGAGGAACUCAACCAGAGGUGGAUGAAAAGAAGACACGAGGAACUCGCGAAUAAAGAGUCUGAAACCACUUCUGGCGAGACGUCUCUCAGAGUCACAACUCGAGAAAAAGAUGAUGGACCUUCAGCGGUGGAUGUGUCGUCUGACAACGAGUUGCUUCUGGAAGAAGAGAGGAUCAGAACCCAACUUGACACCAGUUUGUACAUCGGUCUGCGGCUGAACACUGAUUUGGAGGCCAUAAGGAAUGAUUUGGACUUGACCCAGGAGAUAUGGGGAGCGAAAGAGAAAGAACUGAGGGAUUUAAUGGAGAAAGUCAACUCUGUGGAUUUUGAGGAGGACGGUGAGGCCGAUGCUGAGCUGAAAGAGGAAAACACAAUAGAAACAGACAGAUUGAUGCCGCUCCAGGGGGACAGUGUGUGGGUGGAGCAGGCAAGAGGGCUUUCAAAAACAUGUGACGUGAAUGAUGACGACUCAGAUACAGGACUCAGCUCAAUGCAUAGUCAAGACUCAGAUAUCACACCCAUCUGCGAAUCUUUAGUGUAAAAAAAAAACACAGCCUAAUAUUAUCUGUUGCUGGAUAGUUGAAAUGAACAAUGUAACUCUUAAUAUAACAAAUUUUACAUUUGCAUACAGUAAACAAGCAUAAAGCGGAAGCGAACAGGAGUGCUGGGAAUGUAGAAUGGUACUUUGCUGCAAAUCAAAAUGAAUUACAUUAUCAAAUCACAUUAAGAACAUAACUAUGCACUUGUUGAGCAUUCUUAGUCAUUUCUUUUUUUUCAUGUUGAUGUCUAUAAGAAUAUACAGUAGCUUAUUUCUGCAACUGAAUAAAAAAAUAAAAAUUGCAACAAAAAAGUCUGGCGGAAACAAAAAACUGAAUUUUGAGAUGUACAGUAAACUGAGAUAAAAGUCAGAAUUGCAGGAUGUAAACUUUGAUCAACUUUGAAACUAAUUUGAAUAUAAAAAGUCACAAUUACCGUUUUUUUCAUGUUGAAAAAAAAAAUAGAAUUUUGAAAUGCAAAUUCAGAAUUCUAAGCAAAAAAGUCAAAGAGAUGUAAACUCAAUUGUGAGGAAGCCAGAAUUGUGACAGAAAUAAGCUUCCAAGAAUCAGUGUUAACUUCAUACAUGUAUUUGUGGUUAUAGCACUGAUAUUUUGAGAAAAAAAAAUCAUGCAGGAUUGAAAUCUCUGUGGUUGGAUUUUUCUGCAUGAGGCAGUAUGAUGGAGGCACUCCAACAUUACGAAGGCUGUGCUUUACAGAUCAAUUUUACAUUACAUUAUGGUUUAUGGAUAACGAUUAGCUGUUUAAAGCUGAGUGUGUGAUUUCUGUGCAUCAUCAAAUGAAUUUUUUGAAAUAAUCUAAAUGUUUUCAGACUGAUUUUUUCCAAAUAUUUAAUCAUAUUUUAAUAGAUGUUUUGGCCGUGCAAAAUCAUGAAAUGAGCAUGAAAUAAAAAUGGCUUUGUCUGUUGCCAAUCUGCAUUGUCGUGACAUUUUCAUCGAGCUCCAGAGUGCUUAGUCACAUGGUGCUUACUCCUCAAGUGAUUGGCUAAAAAAACCUGAUUGCAGAACCCAUGAGCAGAAUUGAUGGCCAGUUUGAAAUUACAUUAUACACUUCUGGGGAAAUGGUGGCCAGCCAAACAAUAGCCUUUUUGAGAUGAUUGGGUGAAUGGAUAAUAACAGAUAAUUUAUUAACAUAAAAGUAUUAUAGAUUUACUUGACAGAAUUUUAACAUUAAUGAAGCACACUUCAGCUUUAAGUUGCAUUAUGGUAUUGCUUAAGCCCAAGAAAGGUACAGUAUAGUUAUGUAUCUGGGUAAACAAAUUUGAAUGACUGCAAGAGACCUUUUUUCAGUAAACCUUAGCAAGUGGUGAUCUGAAGAGCUUAAUGUUACAGAAUUUACUGUUAUUAUUAUUAUUAUUAUUAUUAUACUGUUUUUAAUAGAGAAUCAAUGUACUUAGAAUUGAACAGGUGUAACAUAUGUGUAAUAUGAGACUCUAUCAUAAAAAAUGUUGUCAUAUAAUCUAAAAUACGGAGGAAUGCUUCAUUUAUUGUUUUUUGAAACACAUCAUCGUCUCACAAAACAAUAAGCAAUUAAAAAAGAAAGAAAAAAAAAACUACCGACCACAAAUUUUUGAAUGGUAGUGUAUGUG